GUCCAAACACGUGCGGUGGUCGCGUCGAGUGUUCUCCAUUGCUUGUAGCACAGCUGAAGUAAGCGUUGGUUUUCAAGAGAUAUUUGAGUUGAAAUCAUGACUGGCGGAGGGAAGCGAAAGCUUUUCGUCGGUGGGCUACCGAGUGACUGCGACGAAAAAGCUCUGGGAAAUGCCUUUUCAAACUGGGAAACUGAAGAUGUCAUAGUUGUGUACGAUCGAGAGACUAGAAGAAGUAGAAACUUUGGUUAUGUGACGUUCAUGGACGAACAAGACGCUGCCGACGCUAUGAAACAAAUGGGAGGCGAAAGUGGCAAAGGAAAGGAGAUAUUCCAGCGAGCAUUGAAUAUAGAGUACGCCCAAGAUAAAGAAUCAGCCAGACAAAACAGGCGUGGAGGCGGAGGUGGAGGUGGUGGACCAAGAGGGCCACCUAGAGGACCCCCUCGGGGAGGUCCACCUGGACGAGGACCACCUGGGCGAGGACCUCCCUUCCGAGACAUGCCGCCACCAAGAGGAGGACCCCCACCACGCCGAAGCCCAAUGGGUCCAGAAAGAGAUGGGCCCUACAGUGGUGGAUAUGAUCGCUAUGAAAGACCCCCUCCAGACAGGAGAAUGCCACCUCCAGAACGCAGUGGGUACCCACCCCCAAGGGAUUACGAUCGCGGCGGUUAUGAUCGUGAAAGAGAACGACCUCCAAGCUAUGGAGGUGAAAGAGGCUAUGGUGACAGACCUCCCCCAGAAAGAAGCUACUCAUCAGUUGGGGGUGGAAGUGGAGAUCGUGGUUAUGGCCCUCCUCCUGCUAGUGACCGAUAUGAUAGUGCUGGUAGGGGUUAUGGAGGUGAGAGGAGCUCCUAUCCUGACAGAUAUGGUGGCAGUAGUGACAGAUAUCCUCCUGCAGAAAGAGGAGGCUAUGAUCGAGGAGGUUACGGUGGUAGUGCUGACAGGGGUUACGGUGGCUCAGAUCGUGGAUAUGGUGGUGGUGGCAGCAGUGGCGGUGGUGGUCCAUAUGGCGAGCGAUCUGGCUAUGGGCCUCCACCUGAAAGAAGCCMGGCUGGAGCUGGGAGACCUGGUUUUGGUUCCCCUGGAGGAAGCUACUCGUCUGGAGGAAGGAAUUGGUGAGCCGUUUCCGGAUCGAAGUCGCUGUCCCUGCUUGUGAACGCUUCGUCCGACUUGAAAAACUUUGUUGCCGAACCGAAUCGAUGUCUUUGCGUAGGCUUUCUUCCUGAGCCAAAGAAUCCUAAAGAACUGUUAAUACUAACCGAUAUUAUCUUCAAACGAUGUGUAAAAUAGCAAUUUCAUAGAGGAGAUGCUCAAUGGCGAUUAGCAUUUGUAUAUUUUAACAUAUUUUUACAGCGAAACAAAGCCGGCUUUCUGUAAAGAUUAGUUAUCUAGACAGCAUGUCUUGUUGAGAGUUCGGUUAGCUUAUUCGGCAAUAUUUUAAACAUAAUUACAAGUUUUAAGUUCCAUUAUUGUACCUUAUAAAUAGCCAGUUAAGAAUCCGUUGACUUCUACUCGUAGCUUUUAAGUUCAUUGUUUGUGMCAAUAAAGAAUCGAUUGAUUGAG
Molecule: messenger RNA, 1560 nt
Organism: Exaiptasia diaphana
Lineage: Eukaryota; Metazoa; Cnidaria; Anthozoa; Actiniaria; Aiptasiidae
Product: heterogeneous nuclear ribonucleoproteins A2/B1
Exons: 5
Coding region: 97-1116 (339 amino acids)
Biological process (GO): positive regulation of mRNA splicing, via spliceosome
Cellular component (GO): spliceosomal complex
Molecular function (GO): RNA binding
Source: RefSeq, a predicted model, not a curated record